AUGAGGGGCAUGGUCAAAACAGUUGGUCAUUUGAUUGGUGUAGAUGUGAAAGACCAGGAUAUCUUAGUAAGUCAUCACCUUGCUGCUAAGGCGAGCAGUCAUGCAGGUGCUUUAAGGGAUGACCCAGCAAUAAUCGUGAAAUUUGUUCGAAGAGAAGUGCGAGAUAAAUCCUAUACUUCAAGGAAGUAUCUUCGAAGAAAGUCGACUAAGGAUAUUGGAUUGACGAGAGUAGCAGAACACAAAAUCUAUAUUGGUGAAAGCUUCACACAGCAAAAUCGUAAACUUUUCAAUUUAUGCUUGGAGCAUAAGAAACGUUUAAAUUACAAAUUUGUUUGGACAUCGGCUGGAAAAAUAUUACUACGCAAGGAUGAAAAUAGUCCAGUAAUAAGUGUCUUGGAAACAAAGGACGUUAACAAAAUCCACUAA
This is a messenger RNA of Paramuricea clavata, 426 nucleotides long. NCBI's taxonomy places the organism in Eukaryota, Metazoa, Cnidaria, Anthozoa, Malacalcyonacea, Plexauridae. The record is from the annotation of a GenBank genome assembly.